CGGGGUUGUCGAGGCAAUCGUUAGUGGUUCAGCAUUGGUUUCCCCUGCCACCACUCAUUCAACUCCAGCUCUGCAGCAAUGUCUUCUACUGUGGCCCUCCUAUGUACGGUGACAUUGUUGUUAGGAGGCACCGGGUUUGGCACUGCACAGAGUACCUUAACCGACAACUUACAAUAUGUCCGCCCCCUUAUCGGAGCCAGCAAUGGUGGAAAUGUCUUUCCAGGCGCCUCGCUGCCCUAUGGAAUGGCGAAAGCCGUGGGAGACACCAAUAGCGGCUCGAACCAGGGCGGCUUCACCCUCGAUGGCAGCAAUAUCACUGGCUUCAGUGUCAUGCAUGAUUCGGGCACAGGAGGAAGCCCAUCGCUUGUUCACAAUCUCGCGAUCUAUCAACGGUUACCCUUUGCCCGGCGGUGCUUUCGUUCGAUUCGCCAGCGGAAAUGCUCCUAUAUACGCACGCACCGCGACAAGCUUCAUCAGUGCUGAGCAGGCCUGCGCACAUGCCGAGUCUGAGAUUCCGGAUUUUGAUUUUGACAGCGUCCGGGAGGCAGCAAGAAGUGCUUGGAUGGAAAAGCUGAGCUAUAUUUCCGUUGACACAGAAGGGGUGGAUAUUUCUUUUGUGACAAAUUUUUUUAGUGGAUUCUACCGCACAAUGAUCAACCCACAAAACUACACCGGCGAGAACCCCCUUUGCCUCUGGGAUUCUUUCCGAUCGCAAAUCCCUUUCCUAACAAUCGUUGACCCGGAAGCUGUGGAGGACAUGAUCAGGUCCCUGAUCGACACUUAUGUCCACCUCGGCUGGCUACCAGAUUGCCGAAUGAGUCUCAGCAAGGGCUAUACCCAGGGUGGCUCAAAUGCAGAUGUCGUGCUUGUUGAUGGGUAUUUGAAGGGUCUCUCCAAGAUUGAUUGGAAUCUUGGAUACGAAGCGGUGGUCAAGGACGCUGAGGUCGAGCCUUACGACUGGUGUUGCAAUGGACGCGGUGGCAUCGACAGCUGGAAAGCACUCGGUUACAUUCCAGUGCAGGAUUUCGACUACAAGGGCUUUGGGACAAUGACUCGUAGUGUCUCAAGGACACUUGAAUACAGCUAUAAUGACUUCUGUAUUUCGGAGUUAGCUGCUGCACUGAAUGUCACAGCUGACCAGGAGAAAUACGUUGCGUCCAGCGGAAAUUGGCAGAAUCUUUACAGAGCCGAUCAAACCUCUUUCCUCAACACAUCGAAUGGGGCGAUGGAUACUACAUUCGUCGGUUUCUUCCAGCCCAAAUACCUCAACCAGACAUGGGAAGUUCAGGAUCCAUUGACGUGCAGCAACAUCGACACCUCAGGUAUUGCUUGCUCGCUCCAAAAUACUGGCAGAGAGACAUUUGAGAGCAGCUUAUGGGAGUAUGGAUUUUUUGUUCCCCAUGAUCAAGCAACACUCAUCGCGCUCUACGGGGGUCCCCAGGACUUUGUCCGCCGUCUGGACUAUCUACACGACCAGAACAUUACCUACAUAGGGAAUGAGCCUGCUUUCCUCACGGUAUUCCAAUAUCACUACGCUGGUCGCCCUGCUCUCUCUGCAAAGCGAUCCCACUUCUAUAUCCCGUCCUUCUUCAGCCCGACACCUUCAGGUCUUCCUGGCAACGACGAUUCUGGAGCCAUGGGAAGCUUUCUUGCCUUCAGCAUGAUUGGACUGUUUCCGAAUCCGGGCCAGAAUGUCUACCUCAUCAUACCGCCCUACUUUGCCAGUGUAAACAUCACGCACCCGGUCACUGGUAAAACUGCGACCAUUCGCAACGUCAACUUUGAUCCAACGUACGAAGCGAUUUUUAUACAAUCUGCCACACUAGAUGGUGUACCAUAUACCAGGAACUGGAUAGACCACAGUUUCUUCACUGAAGGCAAGGAGUUGGUGCUCACCUUGGGACGGAAUGAGAGCAACUGGGGAAGAGCUUUGGACGAUUUACCACCCAGUGUCGGGGAGUAUACGGGUUUCAAUGGUUCGCAUACUGGAAAUAGCAGAAGUCUAAAGAGAUGGACAGGAAACUACUGGUCUCACUUUGGCGGCUUCAACUAG
Messenger RNA from Diaporthe batatas, 2053 nucleotides. RefSeq lists its product as uncharacterized. The transcript is spliced from 6 exons. Gene Ontology annotation, molecular function: peptide-N4-(N-acetyl-beta-glucosaminyl)asparagine amidase activity; carbohydrate binding. The record is from RefSeq and is a predicted model, not a curated record. Bases 176 to 2053 code for a protein of 625 amino acids. Gene Ontology annotation, biological process: protein quality control for misfolded or incompletely synthesized proteins; glycoprotein catabolic process; protein deglycosylation. Gene Ontology annotation, cellular component: nucleus; cytosol. Lineage: Eukaryota; Fungi; Ascomycota; Sordariomycetes; Diaporthales; Diaporthaceae.